Messenger RNA from Penicillium samsonianum, 867 nucleotides. RefSeq lists its product as uncharacterized. NCBI's taxonomy places the organism in Eukaryota, Fungi, Ascomycota, Eurotiomycetes, Eurotiales, Aspergillaceae. The record is from RefSeq and is a predicted model, not a curated record. The coding region runs from base 1 to 867 and encodes 288 amino acids. The transcript has a single exon.
AUGGCUAUCUUCGACUCAGAGAAGCGCCCUCGCGGCCUUCGCGUGCCCUCUCUCGCAGCUCUGAAGUCUUCAGCAACGGCGAAAUCGCAAUUCUCUUUCCAAAAGAAGUCCGACUCUGUGCCGUCCGACGAGUCAAUCGCGCCUAAACCAGCAGCCUUCCCUGCCCCUCCACCACCAAAGCCGGCUCCUCCGCCGGACAAGGAACUCCCACUUCCCCCGAAAGAGAACACUCCAGCACCGCAGGCCUCAUCCAACAACCCAUACUUCCCUCCGAUCCCCUCCGGAAAUGCAGUCCCAGAACGACGCCCAAUUCAACGCGUCCCCGUCCCAACGCAGUCUCCUCCCCCUCGGAUGACAGGCAUGCGAAGCAAGAAAUCACAGCCCGAUUUCCACGCGCCCCAACAACAGCCAACUCCAGUGACAAACUCUCCCCCGCCUCAAGUCCCGACACUAGUUCAGCCUCCAGCCCCAGCUCCGGCUCCGACUCCAGUUCCCGCUCCAGCCGACGAGGCCCAGUCCCCCCAACUGGAAGACUUCAUCCCGACCCCAGACAGCGCCGAACCGCCACUAGCAGUGCCAGAACUGCCACGCGAGGAGCUGGCCCCCUCGCCCUUCGUUCCACCGGAGGUUGAACCUGUGGCGCCGAAGUUGAACGAGAUCCACCUUACAUGCUACCAGCAGCACCGCACCAUGCCCGUAGCGCAGAAUACGUGGUGUCCGAUGCCGUGCAUGACCUGCCAGAAAUUUGACAUUGAGAUCCGGCACCGCUGUGUGUUCUGCUGCCUGCGCAUCUGCGAGUCGUGCUACCAGACCCUGCAGAAAUGCAAGAAUCGUUCGGUCGAGGAGCUGGUUGAUCGAAUCGUCUGA